Poeciliopsis prolifica (blackstripe livebearer) is the source of this 1261-nucleotide messenger RNA. It is a transcript of the gene hddc2, whose product is annotated as HD domain containing 2. The coding region runs from base 202 to 825 and encodes 207 amino acids. Gene Ontology annotation, molecular function: 5'-deoxynucleotidase activity. The record is from RefSeq and is a predicted model, not a curated record. The transcript has 6 exons. Gene Ontology annotation, cellular component: cytoplasm. Lineage: Eukaryota; Metazoa; Chordata; Actinopteri; Cyprinodontiformes; Poeciliidae.
CGUAUUUAUACAUGCAUAUAUAUUUUUAAUAAAAGCAAAAAAAAAAAAAAAAAAACUCCCGAGGUAAAAAAAAAAAGAUGAAGAAUAAAAAGCAUAACUAUUUUCUCUUUGAUUAAUCAGAUUAAUGCUGCCACCUCGCGGCUGUUUCCUAGUACUACAUGAGUUAAUCUGGUCUUCUACAUCCGGGUAAGCAGAUAAAAGAUGGCAGCCCACGGUGAGAAACCUGCCGGCAUGAGAAACAUGCUGCAAUUUAUGAGACUUAUCGGACAGCUAAAAAGGGUCCCACGGACUGGCUGGGUGUACAACAAUGUGAAGAAUCCUGAGAGUGUGUCAGACCACAUGUACAGGAUGACGAUGAUGUCUCUGACCAUCACUGACCCCACAGUAGAUAGAGACAGGUGCAUAAAACUUGCACUUGUCCAUGACAUGGCAGAGUGCAUUGUCGGAGAUAUUGCACCGUCAGACAACGUCAGUAAAGCAGAGAAACACAGGAGAGAGGAGGCAACAAUGAGGCAUCUGUCAAGUCUGCUGCCGGAUGGUCUCAAACAGGAGAUUUAUGCUCUUUGGGAGGAAUAUGAAUCCCAGAGCAGUCCAGAGGCCAGGCUAGUGAAACAGUUUGACCUCCUGGAGAUGAUCAUUCAGGCUCACGAGUACGAAGAGCUGGAGGGAACUCCAGGAAGGCUGCAGGAGUUCUUUGACUCCACCGCAGGUCGCUUCCACCACCCAGAUGUCCUCCAGCUGGUCAGCUCCCUAAACGAACAAAGAGGAAGGAGCGCCAAGGAGCCGAAGGAAUCACAGACCGACGGCCCUGACUGUCAACACUAACACACAAUGUCACAAAUGUCCUGACUGCAAAAAAAAAACAAAAAACAUUUCUGUUGAUGGAUGGAGAAAUCAGGACGGAGAGAAGCCUGCAUGUGCAUGAAGAGCCAAUCAGGAGGCAAAAAUCUGCUUCAUCUGUUCAGAUCAGCAGAUCAUAUUACAUUUUUUUCUUUUUUAAACAGAUGUGGAUUUACCACAAAUCAAAUUCACGAUUUCUGUUUCUACAAAUUUUUCUGCAAAAUGGUGCCACUAUAGAGACUGCUGCUGUUAAUAUGGUGAAAUAUGUGCAGUAAUUUACUGGACAGAAAGGAUUUUGUUCAACACAUUAUAGUAGCUGAUAAUAAGUCAGCAAAAUAUGAAAGUGGAUGUUUUUCCGCAUUAUCUGUAAUCAUUUUUCGUAGAAAAACAACAGGACUUUCCAAUUGAAAGUUUCCUACAU